AUGAACGGGCCGCGUCCCUCGACUCGGGCGUUUCUCUGCGAUCUAUCAUCUCUGCCGGCGGAUUCCAAAAUCCGCUUCUUAGGCUGUGUGAGGCAAUAUGAUGUCAAAACUGGCCACUUAAUCCUCGAGCACAACUACCCACGUAGCAGAAAAGAGCCCUGCUCGGUCUCGGUGGACGUCAAUGCCGUGCUCGAGGACCUGACCUCGGAGGAGCUGCGCGUGGGUGCGUGGUUGAAUGUGCUGGGUUAUGUCCGAGAUUCGACGACCCCAACUCCAUCCUUUUGUUCGUCUCAGCUGGAUUCCUCACAGCAAUCCAUUGGAGCUUCUGAGAUUGUGAAUAUACCAGUCAAGGUCGCACCGCGUCCGGUGUAUAUUGAUGCCGUGAUGGUCUUUCCCGCGGGUGCCAUCGCAGUCGGCGAGUAUGAGCGUAUUCUACGCAAUGCCCAAGACGUGGAGCGACGCAUGCGUUUUACUGGAUGA
Penicillium canariense is the source of this 480-nucleotide messenger RNA. Its product is annotated as nuclear telomere cap complex subunit Ten1. Bases 1 to 480 code for a protein of 159 amino acids. The record is from RefSeq and is a predicted model, not a curated record. Lineage: Eukaryota; Fungi; Ascomycota; Eurotiomycetes; Eurotiales; Aspergillaceae. The transcript has 2 exons. Gene Ontology annotation, cellular component: CST complex. Gene Ontology annotation, molecular function: single-stranded telomeric DNA binding. Gene Ontology annotation, biological process: telomere capping.